Molecule: messenger RNA, 912 nt
Organism: Necator americanus (New World hookworm)
Lineage: Eukaryota; Metazoa; Nematoda; Chromadorea; Rhabditida; Ancylostomatidae
Exons: 10
Coding region: 1-912 (303 amino acids)
Molecular function (GO): nucleic acid binding; zinc ion binding
Source: RefSeq, a predicted model, not a curated record
AUGGCUAAAAAUGUUCAUGAAGGUGAUUUGAUAACAAUAAAUUUGCUAGAUAUUUUCAAGAUUACUGGUCCCACGCAGAACUUGCUUGCAAUCAUUAAGUCGCUCUCGGUCGCAAGUUAUUUAUGUGUUCAUUGUGUUUUCGUUUCGGGAAUCGUCUCGUUAAAACUGGCGCAAAUGUUCGAAUACGAUAGAUUGGCACUGGACGUGCUGAGCCUAUCGCCAAAGCAGGAUCAGGCGCGCCAAUGGAUCUCGUCAUCAGCGCAAUUGAUUCCUUCAGAUGAUUGUGGAUCGUCAUCCGGCUACGGUUCACCAGGUCGUACUCCUUUGGCAAGUCCACAAGGAGCAGAACCUUUUGGAGGACUCUCCUUACCAGUACACAUUCAACGGGCGUUUUCCGAUGGUGUUGUGGCCACCGAAGAGACGACACCUCAUUUUGGAGUAGGCUUAGCCUCCCCUGAUCCAAAUAGGCCGAAACUUACGGAGAGCGCGUCGGUACCUCUCGCGCUGGAGGACGGCUUUAGCAAGGAUGAAAUCGCUGGUUUCGAGGAAUUAUUAUGCUCUCCCAAAAAGGCCCCACCCACCAAAUAUCAAUGCCAUAUCUGCUAUCGGACGGGACAUUACAUUUCUGAUUGUCCUAUGCGCUUUAACACACCCUAUGAUGAGUUAACACCAUAUCAAGGGCGAAAGAAGUGCUACGGAGAGUUUCAGUGCCAACAAUGCAAACGCAAGUGGACAAGCCAAAAUUCAGUGGCAAACGAAGCUCAGUCAUGCAUUAAAUGCCACAUUCCAGUGUUCCCGCACAAACAGCUUCCCGUUGAGAAAGCUGUAGCAAUGGGUUUGAUCAAAGCACAGCAUGCGAUUCCAUCAAAAAUCGCUCCAAUCGGACAUGGUCGUCCACCGGCGAAAUGCUGA